Lobosporangium transversale is the source of this 7629-nucleotide messenger RNA. RefSeq lists its product as hypothetical. Bases 219 to 7580 code for a protein of 2453 amino acids. Lineage: Eukaryota; Fungi; Mortierellomycota; Mortierellomycetes; Mortierellales; Mortierellaceae. The record is from RefSeq and is a predicted model, not a curated record. Gene Ontology annotation, molecular function: lipid binding. The transcript has 8 exons.
CCGAGACGCUCAACUCGGCCCUCACCUAUUUCAGUUCCUUGGCCCAGUCUAAUGCAGGUUGGAAACGUCUCUCCUCUGCCUCAGUUCGCCCAUUGAGAAACAGUCAUUUAGGAUCCCCCACUAGUGGAAAGGGUGGCGGCCCCUUCUCGUCAUCGUCAACGCCAUCAUCUCCUAAUACUAAUCGGAGUAGUCAGCACUACUAUCACCAUGAUGAUUCCAUGUCUAAUUUGCAAAAUGGACCUCCAAUGCCAUCUUCGGCAGCCUCUGCUGCGAUCGAGUCACUCUUACCCUCGAUAUCAGUGUCUAAGAAAAGUGUACCUGGUAAAUCAGCCGAGAUUGUCAGAGCUAGUAUUACUUUGCCCGGUCUGAACGAACAGACGGAUCUGGAAGACUGGAGAGCUGUGCUUGAAUGUCCAGGAGCAAGGAAAAUUUGGGAUCCAAUGGUGGAUAGCUCAACUGUACUAAUGACCCUGGACGACUCAACUUGUAUCACCAAAACAAUCUUCAAAACCACAUGGCCAGCAAGCCCUAGAGACGCCCUUCUAAUCGAGACAACGCUUUUGGAUCACAAUGCAGUGCUACAUAUUGCUACAUCAAUCAAGCCAUCCGAGGAUGACCCUAUCUUUAUGCGACCCUCUCCUCCUCAUGUCCGCGCAUAUCUUCCAUUGGUUGUGUGGCAUAUUCAGCUUGUUCCUGCAGAUAUUGAAGAUACGAUCUCUUUUACCUCGUUCAAUUCCUUGGCAGCAACUCAUAGUAAACCUGUCAUGCCGCGACAUUCUAUCCGUGUCAGUUUUUAUUACCAAAUCGACAUGAGAGGUUGGGCCGUCAAUUCAUCAGUUUCUAUGCAGUCCCACGUUCCGUCCUGCAUUGCUAAUGUAUAUAGGCUAUUGAGACGACAAGGCGUUCCACCCCAUGUCAGUCGACACAGUGCUAGGAUACAGUUGGAUCUAAACGAGUACGACCCCGCUACAGGAAUCUAUGAGCUCCGAUAUGAUGUCAUUCCGGCAGAUUCAGACGACUUGUUGAUAGACCGAAAGACAGUAUCGAGCGCAUUAAAGCAAUUUCGAUUAGGAGGCUCCUCAUCAUUGGAGGAAGGGCCAGAGUUGAUCAUUCAGGAGAAUGCCAACGAUAACAAUAACGACGCUAGCAUCAAAGAGGAUCCGUCGACGACUAUCCCUCCAGAGCAUGUAUUAUCUGAUGAUGACGAAUUAGAUGAGAUAGAAAAUGAACUCUCAGACGAUGCUACAUCCUCACAACAAGUCGGAUACGUGGAUGUAGAACUAGAUGGCGAGAAAUGGGGUUUAGGAAGUGACAUUGUGGUACAUAUCUUUAUGAACGAUAUUGAAGAUGAAGAAUUUGUACGGGAACAUGUGGAAUGCCUCAAAUAUAUGGGCCGAAAUCGAUAUAUUCUUCGAAUGAAACAUACAAAUAUUGAGUCCAAUCAAGGCGCUACCAAUGUCAAACUACGGAUUGAACGUAUUCCUCAACAACAGCAGAAUGCUGGCGGUGCUGCUAAUUUGAUGACGCAUCAGCAGCUCUUGUUUCAACGUCAGCAGCAGGAGCAGGAACGGUUAUUGCAACUUCAGCAACAGCAGGAGCAGCAACAACCUGAACAGACGGGUUCAGACCAUGCCCAUGUAUCCGACCCAAAUGGACUCAUUGUUUCUGUUAAUGGUCAUGAAAAAAAUAUUCGUCCAUUCCGUAGGUCGUCUCUUCAGAAUGGAAGCAAACGAGGCGGUAUGUCGCUUCAGGAACAACUAGAGCUCAGUCAACAAAUUGUGGAAGAAGUUAAUGAAAAUUCUGGUCAUUGGCGUUCCGAAUCCGAUGGAGCAGAAGUGCACGAAAACAGCAGUAACAGCGGUGGUGGGAACAAGAGCACUACUUUCCCUCUAUUGCUGAUGUCUUCUUCAAUGUCAGCAACAAAGCAGAGUUUAUUUCGAAGUAAUCGCAGUUUCUUGAGUAAUGGUACCAGCACCAUGACUUCUGGAAAUACGAAUCCUAGCAAGGUAAACAACAGCUAUAGUUACUUUAGCUCAUUGUUGAAUGAGCCAACGACAUCAUGGAAACAUGUCACGAAACAGCGUGGAGUCCAAGUGUCGAAGCUUGAUGUUCAGGGCCAUGCUCCAGGGAUUGUUAAAGGGGAGGGCAUCUUCGAAGAUUUCUCGAUCUGGGAUAUCAAAGCGGCCCUGGACUGUCCAUCUGCACGCAAGAUUUGGGACAAAAUGUUUGAUGAAUCUCACAUGCUUCAACAUGUCACACCGAGCUCAACCCUUAAUUAUGUGAGGUUGAAAGGAUUCUGGCCAACAAGUCCCAAGGAUAUGGCGGUCCUGAACACAACUUUCAUAACUAAGGAAGCGAUUCAUUUUUUUGCAACUUCUGUUGACGAUACAAACCAAUACCCCUCCAUCCCACCUCCUGUAUCUCCAUUUGUUCGAUCUGAGCUUGUAGUAUCUGGCUGGUAUUUGGAGAAAGUUAAGCCUCAGAGUACUCGAAUUGUGUAUAUUGCCCAGGCAGCUCCUACGGGCUGGAUGGUUCCUGGGACGACCCUUAGCGCAAUGACAACAGAGAUGCCUCUCUGUGUUGCAGAGAUCAUUAAGUACUUAAACACGUACGGCAGUCCUCCAACUUUGGUCAGUAUUCGUAGAGGACGUGCACUGGGUAUAGAGUACUCACAUACUAAGACAACCUACCGCCUCGAGUAUAUCCCAGACAGCAACCCAAUCUUUUCAGGGCAGAGGGGGGCCGCUCAACAGCAGCAACAAGCAUCUUCUGUCAGAGAGAGCACUAUUGAUAUCACUGCAGAUGUUGGAACGCCUGACAAUUCACAGACCCAUUCUCCGAAGCUUGCUCCGGCAGACAAAUUGCUCGCUGAAAUCCGUUUGGAUGCUCGGGUCUGGGCAUUCAAUGGGGAUUGUGAUGUUACGAUUGACCCUCCGCCAUUCAAAGUCACUUGUAGCUGCGUGCCUCAUGAUGGACCAGGACUUCGGUUAAGAGUGGAGCACUCAGGCGGGCGAGCAGUUCCUGAAGGGGGAAAAGUUCUGUUGAUGGCACGGAAGCCCGCGAAGGCAGGGUGUGGUCUUGUAGUAAACGGUGUGCCUGUCAAGAUGCCAUCUCUCGAGCACCUUGAAGCAUGGACAACAGCAAUGCAAUGCAAAGCAGCAACAGCAGCAACACCCUCUGAAAGAGAAAAGGAUAGAGCGUUGACGAUGUCUUUGAUGGAUGGCGCUCUGUCGGAAAAGGAGAAGCAGGAUGAUGAUGAAGAUGACGAUAAUGAUGACAGGCCGGGAGCAGUUGGAUCGAAGGUCAACAGUAGAGAAGCUUCCUCUGCAUCGUCUCUUUCCCCAGGAAGUAAAGUAACCGGGAAGACUUCAUUAGAUCCCUUAAAGAUAGCAAGCAUGAAGUCCUCUAGCCAUGGCGACGGCACUGGCUACAACAGCGACAGUGGUAAUGAAAAUGAGGCAACUAAACAGCGCGGACAUAAAUCAUCCUUGAAUCCCUUUCAGUAUGCUCAGGGAGCUCUGGAUUUGUUGAUGAAGAUCAAAGCUGAUUCUGAGGACAAAUGGUCGGUUGUGUCAGAUACAAAGAGUGGUAUGAAGGUCACAAAACGGUUCAUGCCGGCCGAAAUUUCUGAUCAAGUUCCGCUAGUCCGUGGAGAGAAGGUCAUUGAGGGGUUCUCAUUGGAGGAAAUCGCAACUGUCAUCAGCACUCUUGGAACAAGGUCUAAACUGGACGGCCUGUUCGAUUCUGGGGAAAUGCUAGAGUCAUUCGGCUCAGGAUGUGCGAUCUUUCAUCAUGUACUCAAGAGCUAUUUCCCAUUACCACUCCCUGCUCGAGACCUUUACUUCGUCACAGCUACAGCUGCUGCAGAAGCUGGUGCACGCUGUCCACAAAUUGUUAUUGUCUCCACAUCCAUCCCACCUGAGGCUGCAGUAGCCACUCCACAACAUUUAUUCCCUUCACCAUCAGCUCAAACAGAGCCCCUGAUUGAAGCAGCAUCUUCGCCACUGGCAACAGCAUCGUCAUCAAAGCUGAAAGCAACCCAGAGUCGCCCUCUUGCGCAUUUACAUCUUUCGGCCUGGAUUCUGGAAGGCAUUGAUCCAUAUAGUUCCAGUCAUCAUCCGAUUCCAUCCACUCGUGUCACUUUUAUGACAGCUUUAGAUUUGGGCGGGUCGGUUCCACAAAGGAUCAGCGGUUUGCUUCAAACUACUUUCCCCAAGAUGAUUACUCAAGUUGAAAGCUAUCUACAGCAACAAGCAACACCACCUAUUGUACGCAUUCCAACACAGAUGGUCAUCCAAAAUAUUUCAGACACAGUAUCAAUUGACGAAGAGCGAGAGAAUGGGGUGCCAUGGAUACUACCCAAUGUAUCACCUUGGACCCCACCUGCCAGCAAGAUGCUCUUUUCAGAAUUUAAUCAGAAAGAUUCAUACUGUGAGAUGUUGCUACUUUUUGAUCAAUUUCAGUUGCACCCUUCAAGACUUGCUCUUGCUGCUGAAAGGCGCCUCCGGGAAGCGAAGAAGAAACAUCGGCAGCUGCGGCGUGGAAAGUCACGCGUCUCAAAAGAAUACUCAAAUUUGUCCUAUCAUGCAGAUGGUGAUUUUAGCGAUCAGGAGUUACAAGAGGCUGAGGAGAAUAAGGAGGAGGAGGAAGGGAUCAAACUCGAGAACAAGGGAAAGAAUAAGAAUGAAAUAUCUAAAAACAACGAUGACGGAAAGGAUGAGUGGAAUUCUUUAAAAUCGAAGCAGCGAACUGUACUAGAGUUGGUCUUGGAUUUAAAACAGUACCCCAUGGGUUAUAACAUCAUGACCAACAUUAAGGUCGACCCCGAGUUCCUGCUCCAACAAAAGCAGCAACGUGACAAGAGAUUUGCGCAAGGUAGCCAUCAGCAUCAGCCUUAUCACCCACUCAUGUUGACAAACGCAACGUCGAAAACCAAGCUGAUAGGAUCAACAUCUUCAACAACAUUGACAACCAACAUGAGUGCUCAUUACAGUGCUACAGGCACUAGUACGAGCAAUAACAGUAGCAGUGGACUCAAAUCUAUUAGCGGAUUAGACCAUGCAGUAGCUGCUACCCCUAGUACAAGUAGUACUGCCACCACUGUAUUUGAUAACAGCAAUGCUCGACACUCCUUAGAUGGCCAUGACUCAAUGCGUGCUGCUACCUCUUCAGAGGCUGCCAGUAGUGGAACAGGCAUUGCGGCAGUGUUAGGAAGCUCUGCUAAUGUCCCUCGAGCACUUCCAUCAUCAAUGUCACUGAUUAGGAUUUUGCCACCGCCUAUUACUGUUAACGUUGUUGAUAUUCCACCAGCGCCUUCACAUUCUUCUUCACUCUCAGGCACUUCAAAGCGAAGAAAACACUUGAUUAUUGUCACUGUUCCUGAAGCUGAGAGUAGUAUGGUGCACGUCAAUGCGCAACAAACCGUCUCUGUUAUGGGCCCACAGGCAAUCAAGGCAACUGGUAGCGGCGCCGCUGCCCCACGUAUUGUCCCCGGUACCACCACCCCAAAACCAAUAGUUACCACGAGCUUUGUAACAGGGACAAACUCCACAGAUUUCUUACCUGAGGAUCGCCACAACACUGAGCCAAAACAAUCUCGACGCCAGCACCAUAUAUCUCAGGACUCAGAUACUGUGAUGGAUAUACUUCCGCCGUCUCCUCUCUAUCCUGGGAAGUUACCGCAAGGACGGGCGACAGUGAUGCCUAGUACAACGGGCUUGGUUCCUAACAACUCGAGGCAUCAUCAACCAUCCAUCCCAACUACAACUGUCUUUACAUCUGUCGCAGCAUCAGCAGAAGUUGAGACACGUCUUUUCCAACUUGGCAUUAAGAUCGAUCGUUUGGAGCACAAGGAUCUGGACCAUGAAACUUUAAAAAGGGCCGCCAAAAACGACGUAAUGAAUUCAUCAUCCUCCCCAUCCAAUGAAAAAGAAUGGCUAGGAAAAGUCAUGGUGGAUGGACUGCCAGUUGAAGUGAUUACGAGUUGGCCAAGGCAUGAACUUGGAUACCUGGAUGGUAUGAUGGAAACGGAAGUGGAAGAUGAAGAACAACAACAUAUUGAGGAUCAAAGACAUAGUAGUUCUUCAUUGAGAGAGAAGGGUCCGGAUAAGAAGAAAGUUUCUUCAGGUAGAAAUGAUGAGGGAAACUAUCUUAUCGAAGAAAACCCUGUUAAGGCUGAGAUUGUGGCUGACGAAGAUCGCCAAAGGCGCCGUAGCACCACUAUUACACGUCGGAAAAGUCAUAGGCACCAGCAGAUUGUUAAGGUGUAUGAGGGUCUGGAUCAGGAAGGUCAGGAGGAGUCCAAGUCAUCAUCAUCUCAUAGCUCGCGUAGGACACUGGACCGAAACCUCUCUAGUAGCUUUAGAGCCAACCGCAACAACGACAGUGCUCAACCUACUAGCUCCAUGUAUGGCUUGUCUAAUAUCUUGAUGAACGUUGGGCUAUUCGGAGCUGGAUCUCAGAAAAAGGGAUCACGAGAUUUGAAAGCCUCAGCCAGAGGCAGCUGCUAUUCUGAUAUUGAUUACAGAGACUUGAACCAUGAUAAUAAUGACAGAACGAUACGUGCAGGCAAAAAGAGUAUGAAUAGAGGUAGCCUUGGGGCGACCUUAAGCAAUAGCAAUAGUAACAAUCAUCAUGGCAGGAACAAUAACAACAAUGAAAAGCAUGGUGGGGCUUACAAGUCUUCAGAUCAUCAUGAUUUAGACUUGGAAAGUUUGCAUGGAUCGAUUGUUUUCAAGGAUGAUGAUGUGUACACAGAUUCGGAUAGAAAGGAUGACUAUGGCCAUGACUAUGCUAGGCAAGAGGCUUCUGAACGAAUAGCACGACGGCAAAACGGCUCGAUAAGAAGAAGGAGAGAAAGUGAAGAUAAUUUCACUGUAGUCUCCAGCGACGAGGAAAGAACUUCUAAAGGAUAUUUUUCGAAAAAUCAAGGCGAUGAAGUUCGAAGGAGGAGACGUGGCAGUCGCAAUGGUGAUGAAGCACAGCAGCAGCAGCGUCAUUAUGAGGGCCCUGAAUUCCCUUCCAGAUCUCUUCAGAAUAAUCGUCAUCGUCGUCGCAGUAGCCGCUCAUCCAACAUUAUACAUAGCCACAACCUUUAUCGUUCUUCAAUGAGUAAUGGUGGCGGUAGAGGCCAGACUGUUGACCGUCGAUAUGGGUCUACGAAUGGCGCGGAUCAUCCUCGUUUUAGAGGAAGUCAGUUGUAUGCAUACAGUUUUAGGAAUCUGUUUUGGACUGCAGCGGUCUGUUUUAUCAUGGGGCUGUUAUUGAGGAUCUAUGUAAUAGGACCGUCGUAUACCAAGACUGUAGUAUCUUCAGCAUUCGAAAGUGCAGGGUUCGAUUUAGGUGGAUCAGGGUCAGGCUCGGGUUCAUCGAGGGGACCUACUACCUAUUAUUAUUACCAUACUAUACCUAAGAAAACUGCGCCAACAUCACAAGACCCACCUUCCUCAUCUACUUCCUCAUCCUCCACAACAGCAAGAGUUCAAACCAACCAAGAGAUCCGAGAGUUGUUUACAGUCCGGAAAGUAUUUGGAUGGGACUUUGUGCUCUUGGCCUAUCCAUCGCAUAAGGACCAGUCGUAAACCCGGAACAGAACAAAACAAAACAAGAGAAACGCAAAAUAACUCUUGG